Cherax quadricarinatus is the source of this 1181-nucleotide messenger RNA. RefSeq lists its product as uncharacterized. NCBI's taxonomy places the organism in Eukaryota, Metazoa, Arthropoda, Malacostraca, Decapoda, Parastacidae. The record is from RefSeq and is a predicted model, not a curated record.
GUGGCCGCCAGGGGCCAUAGCGUGGGCGACACACUCCUCCAUUACUUAAUUUGCGCAGCCUUUCGCAAGUAUAUUGACCUCUUACCCAAAAUUUAUCGAUUUUCUUUAAACCCUAAUGGUUACCUUACAUUUGAUUAAGCCAAUAUGCCUCACAAAAACAUGUUGGAUUCAUUGUUUCAACAACAUUUACAUAGCUUACAAGUCAUGGUGUACCAGCGGGGGCGCUCUGGCAACUUCACCAGUGAGGGAGAUAAAAAGCAAACCCAGCGGCUUCGUUGUCCCAUUCUUCGUCGUGUUUCCUCUGUGUCUGCCUUCAGCAGCAGCAUGAGUUUGGUCCCUGGCUUGUCGGUGGUGAUGGCAAUAGUGGCAGUACUCAGCACCCUGGUUGCAGCUGACACUGACCUUUACAACACCCCUCUUGUCCGUCAACGGGACCAACUGGCGAUCCCUGUGUCUAGCCUAGUGGGGACGCUGCCGGGGAAACAUACCUUCCCUGCAGUGGACCAGCUGCUGAUUCCUUUGACUAGCCUGGUGGGGGUGCCGCCAGGGAAGCAUACCCUUCCUGCAGUGGACCAGCUGGCGAUCCCUGAGUCUAGCCUAGUGGGGACGCCGCCAGGAAAACACACCUUUCUUACAGGAGCUCUUUUCCCCACCUCUCAACCUUACGAGAAGAGAUCCGCUCGCAGGUUCCGCACCACCUCCAGGAAGGAGGCGUAUCAGGUGUGUACUCCCAGUCGUCAUGAGGUGAUCCGCCUGCUGGUGGCGCUGCAUGAGGCCCGUCAGGGACGCAACAUGAACAAGAUUAUCCAUCUCUGCAACAGACAAACUAAUGCAGCUGACGUUGACACCAACAUAAGAUUCCUUGGGUAACUGACGUCUCCAGGACGUCCGGGUACUGAAGAAUAUGUCAAGAACCGUAUCCUGAUGUGAAGGUGCUAUAUAUCUGCAGACAAAUACUUUAUUUUUUCCAAUGCUGGGAAUGAUUUAUAAAUAUAGUAAAUGAAAAAAAAAUUAAAUCUAUUACUGAUGGAGUCGUGUUUAAAUUUCUGAGAAACUUGUAAUUUAGUAAUGGUGGAAAAUUUCCCUUGGUCAAUAUUUUAGUUGAAUGUAUCCAGAUAAUGUGAUGCCGCCAGUAAUAUGUAAAUGUUAACAUUAUAAUCCGGCUGUUUCAGAAAUACCAC